CGGCAGAAGAGGCGCUUGCUUGGGGGAGCCGAGAAGCAGACACCUCGGGGUCCGAAGCGCAGCCGGGGAGCUAGGCGCUGCGCCUCGUGCUGCACCCGGGACACGCUCGCUCGGCUCGGCUCGGCUCGGGACCAGGGGCCAGGGCCGCCGGGCACUGAACAACGCCUGGUGCACAAACUUCUCGUUAAAUCGGGGAGCCCCCGCCCCCCCCCCCAGUCUCCGGGACCGCGGCGGGCGGCGCCCUCGACUACUUUUCAGCGCGGGAGGAGCAGGGGAAAGCCGGGGAGCUGAGUUUCCUGGAAGCGGCGCCUGGCACAUGGAGUGAGCGCUCCCGGGAGCCCUGCGCACCAUGGGGCGCUGCUCCCCGGCUGCAGACCCGGAUCCUUAGCCCCUCACCCCUGCUCCUCGGGACUCGCGGAGCUCAGGCGGCCUCCUAGUCCUCUCGCUAGCCGCCGGAGCCGGAGGGUCGGGGGCGGCCCCGGCAUGGAGUUGCACGCGCUCUGUGGAUUCCUGUACUGGCUGCUGCUGCCGCUCUCCCUUCUAGCGGCCUGCCUGUUCCGAUUUAAUGGUCUGUCCUUUGUUUAUCUACUUUUUCUGCUGCUCUUACCCUGGUUCCUGGGACCCACCAAACACAACAUUAGAGGUUCCACAGGCCACCUUCUUCGAGCUCUCCUGUGUAUCAGCGUCCUCUUCCUCAUCGCUCACGUUGCCUUUCAGAUAUGCCUGUACACAGUGCCUGGCCUGGAUGAGCUACUCGGAACCAACUGCAGUUCCUGGGAGAUUCUGGCCUGUCAUGUGGGGAUCACCAGACUGAACUUGGAUGACAUCCCCAACACCCUGCGCUUGGUGGCCCCAGACCUGGGCAUCCUUGUGGUCUCCUCCAUCUGCUUGGGCCUCUAUAACCGCCUUGUGAAGCAGGCCCGCCGAGCCCGGCGUUCAAUGGUCCUGGAGCCACAGGAACAGGACAAUGAUGAGAGAGAGACCAAUGCCAACCAUCAAGUGUGUCCACAAGGAAUUCCAGAGGAGGCCUCGAAUCGGGCAUCCCGCCUGGCUGUGAAGCUCAGGGUCACCGUCCACUGGCUGCUGAAAGCGAUGGGGAACACCCUGGCCAUUGUAUUGCUAGCUCUGGCAGGCAUCACUUUGCCCUCUGCCUUCUCCAGCACCUACUACUUGCUGUUCCUGGGCCUCUGCACCUGGUGGGCCUGCCACUUCCCCAUCAGCCACCUGGGCUUCAACGCUCUCUGCGUGAUGAUUGGCUUCUUCUCCGGUGGCCACCUCAUCUGCCUCUACUGCUAUCAGACGUCCUUUAUUCAGACACUGCUCCCACCUGCUGGCAUCUGGGCCAGGGUUUUUGGUCUCAAGGACAUCAUCAGCCUCACCAACUGCACCAACCCCAACGCGCUGGUCCUUAACACCAGCCACGACUGGCCCGUGUAUGCGAAUCCGGGCGUUCUGCUGCUGCUGUACUAUACCGUGGUCUUGCUGCUCACGCUGAGGAGGCUGGACCCCUCUGAGCAGGAUCAGAAGGAGGAUGCUGAGGGAGAACAAGAAGUGGAGCUGAUGGAGGUGGGCCAGGCGCCACAGGGUCGGGGGCGAGCCAUGGAGGAAACCAAGAACAUGCUGCCAGGGAGUCCCACCAGCUCCACAGAGAACUGCACUAUCCACGUCUUGAACAGCCAGACACCGACCCAGCAUCGGCCGGGAAGUAAUCAAGCUGAGCCCAAGGAGACCUCCCCGCUGCAUGCCCUUGGCCAUGUCAUCAUGAACCAGAGCUAUGUGUGCGCUCUCAUCGCCAUGAUGGUGUGGAGCAUCACCUACCACAGCUGGCUGACCUUUGUCCUGCUGCUAUGGGCCUGCCUCAUCUGGAUUGUCCGGAGCCGUCACCACUUUGCCAUGCUGUGCUCCCCCUUCAUCUUGCUGUACGGGCUGGCCCUCUGCAGUCUACAGUACGUCUGGGCCAUGGACCUGGAGCCCGAACUCCCCAAGAAGGUCGGCUUCAUGAGCUUGCACCAGCUGGGGCUGGAGCACACUCGCUAUCCCUGCCUUCACCUGGGAGCCAUGCUGCUCUGCACUCUGACCUUUUGGCUCCUGGUGCGUCAGUUUGUGAAGGAGAAGCUACUUAAGAAGAAGCAGCCUCCAGCCACCCUCAGAGAGGUCACCGUGAGUGAGUUUGGAGAGCACACACGGACCCGGGUCUUACUCAAGAAGUUGGGGGAGUUGGUGACAGAUUUUUAUGCCAAGUACUGGAUCUACGUCUGUGCGGGCAUGUUCAUUGUUGUCAGCUUUGCUGGACGCCUCGUGGUCUACAAAAUUGUCUACAUGUUUCUCUUCCUGCUCUGCCUCACCCUCUUCCAGGUCUACUACAGCCUAUGGCGCAAGCUGCUAAAGGUGUUCUGGUGGCUGGUGGUGGCCUAUACAAUGCUGGUGCUGAUUGCUGUCUACACCUUCCAGUUCCAGGAUUUCCCCAUGUAUUGGCGCAAUCUGACUGGCUUCACUGAUGAACAGUUACAAGACCUCGGGCUGGAGCAGUUUAGUGUGUCCAAGCUUUUCUACAGCAUCCUCAUCCCCGGCUUCUUCCUCCUCGCCUGCAUUCUCCAGCUGCACUACUUUCACCAGCCUUUCAUGCGCCUCACUGACCUGGAACACAUCCCACCCCCUGGCAGCCGCCACCAGCUGUGGGCUCAGAGGCUGGAGGAGGACAGCAGGGCACUGCUGCAGGACGAGGAGGGGGACCCCAGGGAACAGCCCGGUGGGGUUGGGCCUGGCCCUGGCCCCGACAGCACUGACUCGGACUGUGAAGACUCACCCAGUAAGUGGGGCCUGGUGGCCGAGCGGCUGAUGGUGCUUGCGGGCCGCUUCUCUGACAUGCUGACCCAGGUGCAGGUGUUUGUCCGGCGCCUGCUGGAGCUCCAUAUCUUUAAGCUGGUGGCCUUCUACACGGUCUGGGUGGCCCUGAAGGAGGUGUCCGUGAUGAACUUCCUGCUAGUGGUGCUGUGGGUGUUUGCCCUGCCCUAUCCCCGCUUCCGUCACAUGGCCUCCUGCCUCUCCACCGUCUGGACAUGUAUCAUCAUAGUCUGCAAAAUGCUCUACCAGCUGAAGAUUGUCAAUCCCCACGAAUACUCCAGCAACUGCACUGAGCCAUUUCUCAACAGCACUAACCUGCAGAAGUCUGAGAUCAGCAAUUCCAUGCUCUACCAGAAGCCAGUGGACCCUGCCAACUGGUUCGGCAUCCGCAAGGAUGUCUCAAACCUUGGUUACAUCCAGAACCACCUGCUGAUCCUCCUCUUACUGGUGUUUGAGGCCAUCGUGUAUCGGCGCCAGGAAUAUUACAGGAAACAGUACCAGGUGGCUCUGCCCCCUGCCCAGAUUGUCUGCCCCGAGGGCACCCGUCACCACCUGGACCGAGGUCUUCUCAGCUGUGCCAAGUACUUCAUCAACUUCUUCUUCUAUAAGUUUGGCCUGGAGAUCUGCUUCCUGAUGACGGUAAAUGUGAUUGGUCAACGCAUGAACAUCAUGGUGAUCAUACAUGGCUGUUGGCUGGUUGCCAUCCUUACUCGCCGGCGCCGGGAGGCCAUUGCCCGCCUCUGGCCCAACUACUGCCUCUUCCUGGCUCUCUUCCUGCUCUACCAGUAUCUACUGUGUGUGGGCAUCCCCCCUGCCCUCUGCAUUGAUUACCCGUGGCGCUGGAGCAAAGCCAUUCCCAUGAACUCUGCACUCAUCAAGUGGCUGUACCUGCCCGAUUUCUUCAUGCGUCCCAACUCUACCAACCUCAUCAGUGACUUCUUGCUGCUGCUGACUGCCUCCCAGCAGUGGCUGGUGUUUGUGGCCGAACGGACUGAGGAGUGGCAGCACGUGGCCGGACUCAACACAGACUACCUAGAGCCACUGCGUGGGGAGCCGAACCCUGUGCCCAACUUCAUCAACUGCAGGUCCUACCUAGACAUGCUGAAAGUGGCCGUGUUCCGCUACCUCUUCUGGCUGGUGCUGGUGGUGGUGUUCAUCACGGGCGCCAACCGCAUCAGCAUCUUCGGCCUGGGCUACCUGCUCGCCUGUUUCUACCUGCUGCUCUUUGGGACCACGCUGCUGCAGAAGAGCACUAAGGCCCAGCUAGUGCUGUGGGACUGCCUCAUCUUGUACAACAUCACCGUCAUCAUCUCAAAGAACAUGCUCUCGCUCCUCUCCUGCGUCUUCGUACAACAAAUGCAGAAUAAUUUCUGUUGGGUCAUCCAGGUCUUCAGCCUGGUGUGCACCGUUAAAGGCUACUAUGACCCCAAAGACAUGAGCAAGGACCAGGACUGUAUAUUGCCCGUGGAGGAGGCUGGCAUCAUCUGGGACAGCAUUUGCUUCUUCUUCCUCCUUCUGCAGCGACGCAUCUUUCUUAGUUACUAUUUCCUGCAUGUCAUGGUUGACCUUAAGGCCACAGCACUCCAGGCCUCCAGGGGCUUUGCUCUGUAUAAGGCCUCCAUCCUUAAGAGCAUCAACUUCCAUCGGCAGAGAGAGGAAAAAUCCUUGGCACAGCUGAAAAGACAGAUGGAGAGGAUCCGGGCCAAACAGGAGAAACAUCGCCUGGGGCGAACAUCCAGUGAAUGCCCUGAGGACACAGAUCAAGACCCAAAGCCAGGUGGCCCGAGCGGCUCUUCCCAACCCAGAAGGCAAUGGUGGCGGCCCUGGUUAGACCAUGCCACAGUGAUCCACUCUGGGGAUUACUACCUGUUUGAGUCUGACAGUGAGGAAGACGAGGAGGCGCUGCCUGAGGACCCCCGGCCUUCAUCACAGAGUGCCUUCCAGAUGGCGUAUCAGGCAUGGGUGACCAAUCCUCAGACUGUCUUGAGAAGACGACGGCAGGAGCAGCAGCAACAAGAGGCCAGGGAAGGCCCCUCCGGGGGACAGCUGGACGGAAGCACUGAGCAAUCAGAGUCUGAGCUGUCAGAGAGCCAGGAAGAAGAGGUUCCAGGCAGGAACAACGUGAUGCAGCGCCUCCUGAAUAUCUUGCAUUUCCUGUGGGUGCUGGGCCAGGCAGGGGUGGAUGGGCUGACCCAGUGGCUCAAUACCUUCACUCAGCAUCACACCACCAUCUCCACCGUGCUUCGGGCUGAACGCUAUGUCCUCACGCAGGAGCUGCUCAAGGGAGGUGAUGUUCAGCGGGGUGUGCUGGAUGGCUUGUACCUGAAGGAAGAAGAGGACUUCGGGGUGCAGAGCCCCGCCAGUAGAGAUUUCCUGAGCAGCACGACUUCAAGUGGUCACGGGGCAGAGGAGAUGCUCAGCAGUGCGACUGAAUACACAGGGGCUACAAGCCCCCUGACCACAGGCUAUAACACCCAGAGCAACAGUGAGGAGCUCACUGGGGGCGUAGACACCCCGGAAGAUGGAGACUCAAUCCAGGGCUCCCAAGAGCUCUUGGCCCACCCAAGCAUCCGGACCAGGACAGCGAGUGAACUGCUUCUCAACAGGCGAUUCAGGUUCGAGGAGCUGGAGGCCUCGGAGCACUUCUACACAAACCAGGGCCGGACGCUGAGGUUGCUGCAGGCCCUCUACCUCUUUGUGGCUGCCCACUCAGAGCUGGUCUGCUAUUUCAUCAUCAUCCUCAACAACAUGGUCUCGGCCUCCACUGCCUCCCUGGUGCUGCCUGUGCUGGUCUUCCUCUGGGCCAUGCUGUCCAUACCCCGGCCCAGCAAGCGCUUCUGGAUGACCGCCAUCAUCUUCACCGAGGUGAUGGUGGUGAUCAAGUACCUGUUCCAGUUUGGCUUCUUCCCCUGGAACAGCUCGUCUGUCCUGCGGCGCUAUGAGAACAAGCCCUACUUUGCACCCAGAAUUCUGGGCCUGGAGAAGACUGACGGCUAUAUCAAGUAUGACCUGAUUCAGCUCCUCGCCCUUUUCUUCCACCGAUCCCUGCUGCUGUGCUAUGGUCUGUGGGACCACGAAGGGGACACGUUUAUCAAGGAGCAGGACCAAGCGGAAGACCAAGAGAAGCAGGUGGAAGAGGAGGCCAGGCUGGAGCUGGUCACUCAGGACGACGCGGGAACUGGGGCUCAGGAGCAGCAGGAGGCUCAGGAGCAAUCGGGGGCUCAGGAGCAGCAGGAGGCUCAGGAGCAGCCGGGGGCUCAGGAUAGCAUCCAGACUGAAGAUGAAAUCCGGGUGGAGGAUGGGAGUCAGGACGGAGCCCCAGGUCAGGCUAAAGGACCCAAGGACACAAGACGUCUCAGCCUUCGCUUUAGGAGGAAGAAGAAGAGCAAAGAACCCUCGGGCGCAGUGGCCAUCGAGGAGGAGGAAGAACGGAAGGAAAGAAAAGAGAAGAGGAGGAGCCAUCUCCGGGAGAAGGUGAAGGCUACAGGACUCGAGAUCCGACGCUUCUUCAAGUCUAUGGUGCAGAAUACAUACCAGCCUAUACGUCAGUUCUUCUGGGACAUCCUCCAUACCCAGUACCGUGCAGCCACUGACGUCUAUGCCCUGAUGUUCCUGGCUGACGUUGUUGACUUCAUCAUCAUUGUCUUCGGCUUUUGGGCCUUUGGGAAACACUCGGCCGCCACCGACAUCACCUCCUCGCUGUCGGAUGACCAGGUGCCUGAGGCCUUCCUCGUCAUGUUACUCAUCCAAUUUGCCACCAUGGUCAUCGACCGGGCCCUGUACCUGCGCAAGACAGUGCUGGGAAAGCUCGUCUUCCAGGUCACCCUUGUGUUUGGAAUCCAUUUCUGGAUGUUCUUCAUCCUGCCCGCUGUCACUGAGAGGAUGUUCAGCCAGAAUGCCGUGGCCCAGCUGUGGUACUUUGUGAAAUGCAUCUACUUUGCCUUGUCAGCAUACCAGAUACGUUGUGGGUACCCCACCCGCAUCCUGGGCAACUUCCUCACCAAGAAAUAUAAUCACCUCAACCUCUUCUUGUUCCAGGGAUUCCGGCUGGUGCCAUUCUUGGUAGAGCUGCGGGCUGUGAUGGACUGGGUGUGGACGGACACGACAUUAUCCCUGUCCAACUGGAUGUGUGUGGAGGAUAUCUAUGCCAACAUCUUCAUCAUCAAGUGCAGCCGAGAGACGGAGAAGAAAUAUCCACAGCCCAAAGGGCAGAAGAAAAAGAAGAUUGUCAAGUAUGGUAUGGGGGGCCUCAUCAUCCUCUUCCUCAUUGCCAUCAUCUGGUUCCCACUGCUGUUUAUGUCUCUGGUGCGCUCUGUGGUCGGUGUGGUCAACCACCCCAUUGAUGUCACUGUCACCCUCAAGCUUGGUGGCUAUGAGCCCUUGUUCACUAUGAGUGCCCAGCAGCAGUCCAUCGUGCCCUUCACACCUGACACCUAUGAAAAGCUGACCAGGAAAUUUGACCCUUUGCCGCUGGCCAUGCAGUUCAUCAGCCAGUACAGCUAUGAGGACAUUGUCACGGCCCAAAUCGAGGGCAGCUCGGGGGCCCUGUGGCGCAUCAGCCCCCCAAGCAGGGAACAGAUGAAGAAGGAGCUGUACAAUGGCACAUCGGACAUCACCCUCCGGUUCACCUGGAACUUCCAGAGGGACCUGGCCAAGGGAGGCACCGUGGAGUACACCAACGACAAGCACACGAUGGAUCUGACCCCCAACAGCACUGAGCGGAGGCAGCUAGCCGGCCUACUGGAGGGAACCACCAGCAAGCCUGUGGUCAUCCCCAACCUCUUCCCCAAAUACAUUCGUGCUCCCAAUGGUCCUGAGGCCAACCCAGUCAAGCAGCUACACCCGGAUGAGGAGAAAGACUACUUGGGGGUGAACCUGUCCUUACAGCGGAAUCAGGUGGGAGGCAGCUUCCUUGAGUGGUGGGUGAUCACUAUCCAGGACUGUCAGCCAGACUGCAAUAUCUUGCCCAUGGUCAUCUUCAGCGACAAGGUCAGCCCCCCCAGCCUGGGCUUCCUGGCUGGAUACGGAAUCAUGGGGCUGUAUGUGUCAAUCGUGCUGGUCAUCGGCAAGUUUGUUCGAGGCUUCUUCAGUGAGAUCUCACACUCCAUCAUGUUCGAGGAGCUGCCCUGCGUAGACCGCAUCCUGAAGCUAUGCCAGGACAUCUUCCUGGUGCGGGAGACCCAGGAACUGGAGCUGGAGGAAGAACUAUACGCCAAGCUCAUCUUCCUCUAUCGUUCCCCGGAGACCAUGAUCAAGUGGACCCGGGAAAAGGAGUAGGAGCGGGGUGGGGGGGGGGUGUAUGUGUCCUCCCCAGCCAGGCCCCAGAAGUGUCAGCAGGAAAAGGAUGGGUUCCAGGUGUGAGGAGCCUGAAACAGGAUGUGGGCCUGUGCCCCAUCUCCCUGCCCCUAACCCCAGAGGGCUCCCUCACUGAAGGCUGAAGGCCUGUGCCCAUCUCCUGUGCCCCCGACCCCCCAGAGGGCUCCCUCACUGAAGGCUGCAGGAUGUGGGCCUGUGCCCAUCUCCUCUGCCCCCGACCCCCCAGAGGGCUCCCUCACUACAGGCUGAAGGUCUGUGCCCAUCUCCCUGGCACUGCCCCCCGAGGGCUCCCUCAGUGCAGGCUGUGUGCUUGUCCCCACCUGGGAGGCUCACAGACUUCAUGGGCAGGGCACUGUUGGCAGAGCCUGCUGCUCCCCUGCCCAGCCUCCCCACUGAGCCUCGGGAGUACACAGCAGGUAUUGAUACUGCCUGGCCAGAAGGCUACAACCCACAUCUGAGGAAGCACCCCCAGACCAGGGCUACUGGGCCAAAUGGUCAGCCCCAGUCUACCAACUUUUGGACCAGAAGCAGAGCAGCCUCCACCCUGG
Messenger RNA from Dromiciops gliroides (monito del monte), 8708 nucleotides. It is a transcript of the gene PIEZO1, whose product is annotated as piezo type mechanosensitive ion channel component 1. The transcript is spliced from 51 exons. The coding region runs from base 484 to 8121 and encodes 2545 amino acids. The record is from RefSeq and is a predicted model, not a curated record. Gene Ontology annotation, biological process: detection of mechanical stimulus; regulation of membrane potential; cellular response to mechanical stimulus. Lineage: Eukaryota; Metazoa; Chordata; Mammalia; Microbiotheria; Microbiotheriidae. Gene Ontology annotation, molecular function: monoatomic cation channel activity; mechanosensitive monoatomic ion channel activity. Gene Ontology annotation, cellular component: plasma membrane; endoplasmic reticulum.